Molecule: messenger RNA, 840 nt
Organism: Ceraceosorus bombacis
Lineage: Eukaryota; Fungi; Basidiomycota; Exobasidiomycetes; Ceraceosorales; Ceraceosoraceae
Source: the annotation of a GenBank genome assembly
AUGGCGCCUCAGCCGCACUCCAAUCUGGCACCCAACCUGUCCAUCCAGCCUUAUGAUCCCGCGCAAUACAUUCAAACCAACAUGACGGGCAAUCGGGUGUCUCGAAAGUGUCACAUCAUGGGCAGUUCAAACAUCAUCCUGGGCGGUAAAUGUGUUAUUCAUCAUCACGUCAUAGUCCGGGGAGAUUUGAAGAAAGCCGCUUCGGCUAUGCCUCCUUUGGCCGCUGAUGCCACCGAGGCUCAACAAAGGGCAGCGCAAAAAGGUUCGCAAAUUGUCGUCAGUAUAGGUAGGCAUUCAAUUCUCGGCGAAGGGUGCAUCAUUAGGCCGCCAUACAAAGCAUACAAAGGGUGAGCUGGGCGCGCAAAUUCCAAAGCUCGUUCACUUCUGCUGGCUCAUCAGGCAGCUUCCCCUUCUCAUACUAAACGCCCAGAGCCUUCUCGUACUACCCUAUCAAGAUUGGAGACCACGUCAUCAUUGGAGCGGGCAGCAUUUUGGAAGCGGCAGUGGUGGGCAGCUGCGUGGACAUCGGUCGCAAUGUGAUCAUCGGCAAGUUCGCAGUGAUCAAGGACGGUGUGAGGAUACUGGACAACAGCGUUCUGGCUCCAGGACAAGUUGUCAUUAGCGGUACAGUGUGGGGUGGCAGUCCAGGUGAGUCCCCUAGGCAAUCGUCCAGCUUGCGAAGCUCGAGGCAAAAGACGCAACGCGACCUGACUUCAGCCUAGUCUCGCAGCGAAAUGCCUCGGAGAGCUUUCAGAAAACUUCAUGGUCAUCCAUGAAGCAAGGACGAAGGACUAUUAUGCCCGCUUCAGACCAGGACCUGCAGCUGUCACCGAAAAAUAA